AUGAACAAGGUUGGCAAGCUCUAAAUUUGGCCAUCAAAUAUUUUCCUUUCAGAUUUGCUUUUUAUUCUUCUUAUCCAUUAUGUUGGUCAAAGCUAUUGAAAAUUCAGAAUUGACCACUGAGGAUGAAGGUUCGCAGGGCCAAUCUCGUGUUUUCUUAUAAAAUCUGGUUAUAGUGGAGACGGAGCGCAAAUGCUGGAUUUUUUGCGCCCAACUCAACGAGCGCUGCAAUUUUUUUUACGGGCCGCUUUGCGAUGGGUACUUACGUUGCAAGCCAAUUGUGAUUAUCUUUAAAAUGUGGUAGUUAUCUUGGUUUUUCAGAGAGACAAUAUUGGAAUCUAUGGAGAGAAGGGCAUAGUUUACUACCGUUGUAUCCCGUAA
Messenger RNA from Caenorhabditis auriculariae, 378 nucleotides. The record is from the annotation of a GenBank genome assembly. NCBI's taxonomy places the organism in Eukaryota, Metazoa, Nematoda, Chromadorea, Rhabditida, Rhabditidae.